Messenger RNA from Guyanagaster necrorhizus, 1577 nucleotides. RefSeq lists its product as uncharacterized. Bases 1 to 1503 code for a protein of 500 amino acids. NCBI's taxonomy places the organism in Eukaryota, Fungi, Basidiomycota, Agaricomycetes, Agaricales, Physalacriaceae. Gene Ontology annotation, molecular function: protein binding. Gene Ontology annotation, cellular component: cytoplasm. The record is from RefSeq and is a predicted model, not a curated record. The transcript has 3 exons.
AUGUCCUACCCAAGCACAAGAUCUAUUUCCCCUCCUUCUUCGUCACCACCAUCAUCCCCCAGCCCAUGCAUAGACUCGUCGCCGCCAUCCUCGCCCGAUAUCAUUGCCUUUGACAGCGAGCCUGAGUCGUUCCAUCCGUCGCCCCAUCCCUAUGCCGCAAGCAUCAAGGCAACGAAAAGGCCUCCGGAAUAUGAUGCCGAGAAGGGAAAGUACGCGAACAAAAGACCUUUGCCCCAGUCGUCUAAUGACCAGGUGGCCAAAAGAAGGAGGCAGACGCCGCGGAUGGACUUGAAGGAGUUGGACUUUGACGACAUGCUGAUCGACUCGGUCGAAUUGAAUGUUGUCGCUGAUACCAGCCUUGACGCUGAUACAUCCUUUGAACUGGAUCAGUCAGCUCUCCUUGCGCAGAAUGAAAAGAUAUGGGAGGAUGCUGUUGAUGAAAUCAUUCGCUCUGGAUACGGCCAGAUUGACUUGGUCGGGAGGGGUCUACAACUUAUCCCGCUCUCUGCUAUCUCCGAACUGUCCAAUUUCUUUGUCACGUCGAAUGAGCAGGAGCGUGAAUACGUUUCAGAGUCACCAACUAGUCCAAUUUUGCGCCAGACAGUGUUCAAACGAAACUUUACAGCUCCUGCGACCACAGACGCCUCAAAAUCGCUAUUCGAAACGCGUUCGUCGACGCGUAGUGCCUUGUCGUUAGGCGUGCCGCGGGAAGAAAUCCAUUUGCAGUUGCGGAACAACACGAUUUCUGUGCUGCCUAUAGAUCUCUUUGACCUGCAGAAAUUAACACUUCUUGGACUCCAACAAAACCGCCUGACAUACAUCCCUCCCGAAAUCGCUCGGCUGGAGAACCUUCGCGAGCUCAACGUUUCGAUGAACAAACUUGAAUACCUCCCAUCCGAGAUCCUGCGCAUGAAGUUUAAGAAACUGACACUCAUAGGUAACCCAUGGAAACAAGCUCCAGAUCGAUCCCCGCGGCCCAUAUCAGAGACGCGACAUCCUCUCCCGCAUGUUAUUCCCCUUUACGAACUGUGCCUCCGCAUGCUGCUCUCACCUCCGUCUCCUCAGACUGUUCUGGAGAGGUACUACGAUUUCCCUCUCGCUGAAAACCAGUACGGUAUCCCUGGCCGGAAGCAGCGGCCUUCCAUAGGCCCGCACCUAAAGAGCGUGCUGAACGCAUGUGUACCGGGGUCGGUGUACGUCGAUCCAGACCUUCCCUCCCCACCACAAGGGACGGGGACGGGCGUCUGCAGGUGCGGCGGUGUCUUUGUGCACCACGCAGAGGAGAGGUUUACCUGGGAGAGCAUUAUUGCAGGGUUUGAGUUGGGAGAAAGAGCAAAGGUACCGGUGAGGUGGAGGGGCUGUCAGUGGGGGUGUUUGGAUUACUUGGAGGAGUCGCAGGAAGAGAAAGAGGCAGUUACGACAGAGCUUCUGAGCGAUGAGGAUGUGGUCAGGCCCAUUGAGGUCGGACAAGGCGAACUGGACUUCUCGGAUGAUGAGACGUAGGGUUCGACAACAUAACUGUAUCACUAGUUCCUCGGAAUAGGCCAUGUUUAUUAACAUUGUACUGCAAUCACAAG